AUGGAGAUCCCCACCGCUGUCAUCCACCGCCUCCAGUCUUCGCUCCGCGAGGCCACCUUCGCCCCUUCUGCAGAAGAUGCACCCGCCCCUCCCUUCCCCUCCGUCGCCGACGCCGUCGCAGCCUUCGACUCGGGCGCCGCCUCCGUCUCGGCGGAGCUCCGAUGCGUGCGCUGCGGGGCGGCGGGAGGGCUCCUGCGCGGUGCGCAGUCUGCACUCUGCGCCUACUGCGGGUGCCCCAGGCGCGGGGACGAGGCAGAAGGUGGUGGAAGCGGCGGCAUCGCCUUCCGUGACGGCGCGGCCUACCGGUGGCUGCUCGGCUCGCUUGGACUCGACGGAUCCGAGUUUGUAGAAUUCGAUACUGACACUACAGCUUCAAAUAAAAGCAAGGAUGCACCACCACCAAACAGUGGGAUGAUCAUAUCUGAUCUACUGGACUUAAAAAUCACUUGCCUCCCUGAAAAUAAGGAAACAUCUGCAGGUUCCAUAAUAAAGGAGCAAUCAUCUUCUGUGGAUACACUAAAUUUAUCUGCUGCUAACCUAGAUUCAUUUUUUGUUGAAAGAAAAGAAGAGAUGACUUCUGCUUCUCUUCCGCAAACUCAUAAUGUGGAGCAGGAAAAGAAAAGAACUGAUAGCAAAAACCAUGAAUCUAGAUUGGAGGUGCAUGCUGCAUCUAAAAGCUUAAUUAGUUCUCAAAGAACAAAUCAGAUUGAAGCUACUCCAGCAUUUGCAAGUUGGGAUGCUGAUUUUCAGUCUGCUAGUUCAGAAAGUGCUGCCAAAAACUCCAAGCAACCUGAUCUGUUUAAGAGCUCUUCUGAGGCCGAGUCUUCUAGUUUCCCAGCUUCAGAGACUGCCAUCAAACCUGUAGUAGGUACUGAAAAUAAAACAAAUGCGAGAAGUGCCAUCCUGGAACAUCAUUCAGAAGAUUGGGCUUCAGCAAGUGGCACAUUAUUUGGUGAUGACCUUUCUAAUCAAAAGGUUGCCCAGCCUAUCUUUGAGAGCAACAGUGCUCCUGAGUUCACUGAAUCCUCUCUCCACAUGAAUUUUGCUAAGAGCGAUCAGUUACAUGGAAGGGAUGAUACUGGAGUCAAUGAUGAUGAAGCUUUUGAUGAAUGGCAAGAAUUUACAGCAAGUGGUAAUCAGGGCAGCCUAUCAAAUGCAGGAGAACAUAUGGAGGAACCUUUAAAGAGAGAUUCAUCUGAAAAGGAUGUAAUAGAUCCCUGGCCAGUAGGCAACAAGGAAUCACCCGAUAAUGUUAUUGAAGACUCCUCGGAAUGGCAAGCUUUUGCUUCUGUGUCUGGUCAAGGAAGAGAUUUUGUGACAUCUGUGGAGCGAUCAACAAGUGGCCACGGGCUAAAUUUGGUGAGACCAGUUGUUGUUGAAGAGACAAUGAGCAACAUCUCGCAUCAACAUUCUUCAGAAAUUAAUCCUGUUGAUCUGUGGCCUGUGGGUAAUGUUGAAGCACAAAACGCUGCAGAAAUGGUUAAGGAAACAAAUGAUUCUUUUGACGAUUGGCAAGAUUUUACUACCACCGGUCAAGUCCAGGACACUUCGUUGAAUCAAACUGGGGACAUGAUGGAGGUCCCAAAAGCCAGUCACAAAGAAACAGACAUGGACUCAUGGUUCAUUGGAAAUUUUAGUGAGCCAGCAAAUACUGGUACCGUGAAUGAAAAUAACAUGUUGGACGAUUGGCAAGGUUUCACUGGUUCAGAUCAAGCACAGCCAAAUUCAUCUAGCACCGGUGCAGAAAUGAUAGGUGUUCCAUUUGAGCAGCAUGAUGGAAGUGUUUCUGUCCAAUCGUGGGCAAAUGCCAGUAGUAAUGAUGCCGCAAAAACAUCCUCAACAAAUGUAGAAAGUGACACAUUUGAUGUUUGGCAAGAUUUUACUAAAUCAGGUCAUCUGCAAGAAAACAUGUCUAGUCUUGGGAGAGAACCGAGUAGUGUGUCACCUGAACCAGCUAAAGAAAAUGAUUCCUUAGAUUUGUGGCUUACCAGCAACUUCAAGGAGUCUAAAAGCAGUGAUGUUGUUGGGAGAACUAAUGCCUCAUCUGAUGGAUGGCAGGAUUUUGCCAGUUUUGAUCAAGCUCAGAGAAGUACUAAAAUUCCUGUGGAAGGGCACCUUGUGAAAGAUCCUUCAGUGGCCGAAACUAUGGACUUAUGGGCCUCAAGUCAUGCUAAUGAAAAGAACCUUGAACAGAUAAGUGAAAAUAAUGAUCUAUUCGAUGACUGGCAAGAUUUCCAAAACUCCCGUCCACAGCAAACAACCUUACAAGUUUCUUCAGAUGCUUCAUUCUUACAAGUUUCUUCAGAUGCUUCAUUAUUUGAUACAACCUCAGCAUCAAGGCCUGAUGCUUUUGGAGGGCUGGAGUUUGGGAGUGUUUUGCAGUUAGCUUCAUCCGAAAACUUAAAGGAUAAAAAGGAGGCUUCUAAUGAAGCAAAAGAAUUUCUAUCUGAUGACCUCUUGAAAAGCACAAACAGAAUACAGCAGAUGGGUGAUAUUGAUUCGCUAUCUUCAUUAUGGCCAACUAAUAAACCAGAGCCUGCUAAUACAAAUGUGGAACAGUUGCUUGCUCAGAUGCAUGAUCUGUCCUUUAUGCUCAAGGAUGAACUUUCGGUCCCUGAUAAACCCAUCGAUCAUUCGAAACCCUGA
This is a messenger RNA of Miscanthus lutarioriparius, 2646 nucleotides long. The record is from the annotation of a GenBank genome assembly. NCBI's taxonomy places the organism in Eukaryota, Viridiplantae, Streptophyta, Magnoliopsida, Poales, Poaceae.